Pygoscelis adeliae (Adelie penguin) is the source of this 1551-nucleotide messenger RNA. Lineage: Eukaryota; Metazoa; Chordata; Aves; Sphenisciformes; Spheniscidae. The record is from the annotation of a RefSeq genome assembly.
GUGACCUUCAUUAACCGAUGAUUAUUCUCAACCAACCACAAAGAUAUCGGCACCCUCUACCUAAUCUUUGGCGCAUGGGCAGGCAUAGCCGGAACCGCUCUCAGCCUACUAAUCCGCGCAGAACUUGGCCAACCCGGAACCCUCCUAGGGGAUGACCAAAUCUACAACGUAAUCGUCACUGCCCACGCCUUCGUAAUAAUCUUCUUCAUAGUAAUACCCAUCAUGAUUGGAGGGUUCGGAAACUGACUAGUUCCGCUCAUAAUCGGUGCCCCCGACAUAGCAUUUCCCCGUAUAAAUAACAUAAGCUUCUGACUACUACCCCCAUCCUUCCUACUGCUACUAGCCUCAUCCACAGUAGAAGCAGGGGCUGGUACAGGAUGGACUGUAUACCCACCACUCGCAGGUAACCUGGCCCAUGCCGGCGCCUCAGUAGACCUAGCCAUCUUCUCCCUCCACCUAGCAGGAGUCUCCUCUAUCCUAGGGGCAAUCAACUUUAUCACAACUGCCAUCAACAUGAAACCCCCAGUCCUCUCACAAUACCAAACCCCCCUAUUUGUAUGAUCUGUCCUCAUUACAGCCGUCCUCCUACUGCUCUCACUCCCUGUACUCGCUGCCGGUAUUACUAUACUCCUGACCGACCGAAACCUAAACACUACCUUCUUCGACCCCGCUGGAGGAGGGGACCCAGUCCUAUACCAACACCUCUUCUGAUUCUUCGGCCACCCAGAAGUCUACAUCCUAAUCCUCCCAGGCUUCGGAAUUAUCUCCCACGUAGUAACAUACUAUGCAGGUAAAAAGGAGCCAUUCGGCUAUAUAGGAAUAGUAUGAGCCAUACUAUCCAUCGGAUUCCUUGGCUUUAUCGUAUGGGCCCACCACAUAUUCACAGUCGGAAUAGACGUAGAUACCCGAGCAUACUUCACAUCCGCCACCAUAAUCAUUGCCAUCCCAACUGGCAUUAAAGUCUUUAGCUGACUAGCAACACUACACGGAGGGACCAUCAAAUGAGAUCCUCCAAUGCUAUGAGCCCUGGGCUUCAUCUUCCUCUUCACUAUCGGAGGACUAACAGGCAUCGUCCUAGCAAACUCCUCAUUGGACAUUGCCCUGCACGAUACAUACUACGUAGUUGCCCACUUCCACUAUGUCCUCUCAAUGGGGGCCGUCUUCGCUAUCCUAGCAGGAUUCACCCACUGAUUCCCGCUAUUCACAGGAUACACCCUACACACCACAUGAGCUAAAGCUCACUUCGGAGUCAUAUUCACCGGUGUAAACCUAACCUUCUUCCCACAGCACUUCCUAGGCCUAGCUGGCAUACCACGACGAUACUCCGACUACCCAGACGCAUACACCAUAUGAAACACCAUAUCAUCUAUCGGCUCACUAAUCUCUAUAACUGCAGUAAUCAUACUAAUAUUCAUCAUCUGAGAAGCCCUUACAUCAAAACGGAAAGUCCUACAACCAGAACUAACUGCCACCAACAUUGAAUGAAUCCAUGGCUGCCCUCCCCCCUACCACACCUUCGAAGAACCAGCCUUCGUCCAAGUACAAGAAAGG